AUGAAGGAUUCUGAUCAGAGUUUGUUAAAGCUGCAGCUCCUCAGGAAGCAGAGGAUCAUGGGUAAUAUCCAGUGGGUCAACACAUUGAGACACAGAGUAGAUCAGCUUGUGUGGCUGCAGGGGGCGCUGUUGCUCAACAGACUGAGCAGGACGCUGUGGGACGAGAGGACGAAGGAGACGAAGGAGACGAAGGAGACGAAGGAGACGAAGGACACGAAGGACACGAAGGAGACGAAGGAGACGAAGGAGACGAAGGAGACGAAGGAGACGAAGGAGACGAAGGAGACGAAGGAGACGAAGGAGACGAAGGAGACAAAGGAGACGAAGGAGACGAAGGAGACGAUGAGCGAUAACGUCUCUUCCCACCAUCACUUCGUCCUCGGGGGCUUCAGUGACCUCGGGGCUCUGAGGCCCCUCCUCUUCCUCCCUUUCUUCCUCAUGCUGGUGGUGUCUCUGGCGGCGAACUCUCUGCUGCUGUACGUCAUCGUGUCCCAGAGGAGCCUCCACUCGCCCAUGUACCUCCUCAUCGCCGCCAUGGCGUGCGUGGACCUGGGCCUCCCGCUGUUCUUUGUCCCCAGCAUGCUGCUGAACUUCCUGUUCGGCUGGGGGGGGAUCUCUCUGACUGGCUGUCUGCUCCAGAUGUUCUCCGUCCACUUCCUGGGCGCUCUGCAGUCCACGCUGCUGCUCUGCAUGGCGCUGGACCGAUACUUUGCUAUUUGCACGCCGCUCAUCUACCACAAACACACGUCUGUCCGCAGGUUUCUGUGUUUUGUAAUUCCUCUCGUGGUCAGAAACGUGCUGAUGGUGUCGCUGGUCGUGAUUCUGGCGGGAAACUUGUCCUUCUGCCUCGGUAACGUGGUCGCUCACUGCUUCUGUGAGCACAUGGCGCUGGUGGAGCUGGCGUGCGGCGACACGGCCACCAACAGCGCCGUGGGUUUGAUCGGCGUGAGUCUGAUCCCUGUGGUGGACUUCUUCUUCAUCAUCACCUCCUACGUGGUCAUCUUCAGCUCCGUGAUGCGUUCAGGGAAAUCAGGCAUUAAAGCUCUUCACACGUGUGUCACACACAUCGUGGUCAUGGCCGUCAGCCUGACCAUCGUCCUCACCGCCUUCCUGGCGUAUCGCAUCAGGAACCGCCUCCCUGCGUCAGUUCGCAUCUUCUUGAGCAUCAUGUACCUGUUGUUUCCGAGCUGCUUCAACCCGAUCAUCUACGGCGUCAGAACCUCGGAGAUACGACGUCACAUCGUCAACAUGCUAACACUCCGCCGCUGCGUCGCAGAUCUCAGCUAA
Molecule: messenger RNA, 1287 nt
Organism: Limanda limanda (common dab)
Lineage: Eukaryota; Metazoa; Chordata; Actinopteri; Pleuronectiformes; Pleuronectidae
Product: olfactory receptor 52K1-like
Exons: 2
Coding region: 1-1287 (428 amino acids)
Biological process (GO): G protein-coupled receptor signaling pathway
Cellular component (GO): membrane
Molecular function (GO): olfactory receptor activity; G protein-coupled receptor activity
Source: RefSeq, a predicted model, not a curated record